AACUGCUCAAUAAUAAAACCGAAAAGCAAUGUUUGCCAAGCUCCGAAAGACCCAUCCUGGCAGCGAGGCGGUAAGACCCUCCUCUCAGCCCGACUGUUCAAAGGACUUGGAAAAGGACUCAAAUGUCACGAAAAAACGAGUUGAGUAUGUCCUCAGCCGAAUGCAGCAGCUUUUGUUAUUUCUGGUCAUUUUCCUCUUUUUCCCCGUGGUGAUCUUCUGCGCCUUUAAGUUUUUGGUGAUGGAACCGCUGUAUGGGAUCAGCGAUUCCAAUGUGGCCAUUGGAGCUGCCGUGGCCACUGUGAUAGUGAUGCAUGUCCUGAUCACGGGCUAUAUCCUGCGCCUGAUCUUCGUGCAGGAGUUUUCGCGUAUGGAAAAGCUUGAGGUGUGGACCGAAUGGGAGAUUCUGGGGCCACCUCAGAGCCAGGUUCACGGUCCUGUCUUCAUCGUCCUGCUGCUGAUGUCCUACUUCUCCCUGAUCAUCGGCUUUCCCAUAGCCACCUUCUUUGCCCUCAAGUUUGUGGUGCUCAAGAGUUUCGCUCACAUUGACGCCGACAUUAUUUCGGCCAUCUGCACCGUUGUGGCCGUUCAUGCAGCUGUUGGCUUCUACAUUUAUCGGGCCAUCUACACCAAGGGUGUAUUGGCUAAAAGCAGUCGCGAUAGCGGUUAGGUAUCCCUGUGAUUUUUUUAAGAGGCAAGCUAAUUUUGUUUCCCGGAAGUAUAAAAUGAACUCCAUGAUCUAACAACU
Messenger RNA from Drosophila elegans, 745 nucleotides. RefSeq lists its product as uncharacterized. The transcript has 2 exons. Gene Ontology annotation, biological process: vacuolar proton-transporting V-type ATPase complex assembly. Lineage: Eukaryota; Metazoa; Arthropoda; Insecta; Diptera; Drosophilidae. Gene Ontology annotation, cellular component: endoplasmic reticulum membrane. Bases 29 to 667 code for a protein of 212 amino acids. The record is from RefSeq and is a predicted model, not a curated record.